AGAUUUUCAGAAAAUCGGUAAAGAUUUAAGAUGCUCUGAAUAUGUCCAACUUCACAAGCUUCGUAGAUUACGCGGAAAAGCCGCACGUCGCAGCAACAAGCCAGACACCAAUACCGCCGUCACCGUUGAACGAAAAACGGCCAAUUCCACUGUUUCCAAACGAAAUCAGCAGCUCUUCGUGCGAUGACGUCUCGUUUUCCAUGCAAUUCGGAGAAUCUGAGCAGGGACAUGUUAUAUGUACAAAAGUUCGACUUCGAUUCUAUCCUGCCGUGGUGAAAGAGAGAAAUCUUCCGCAAAGGUCGAAAUUUUUCGACGAUUUCUACGAUGUUCCGCUCACUGCGAUCGCCAGAAUUGAGGUGGCCAUUGUGAAAGGUAACAGUAAAGGAAAAGCGGACAAAUUUCAACGCCUCGAGACAAGCCUAUCAACAAUGGAAACAGUAUCAAUAAUUCGUCUAAUAUUAAAAGAUGUCAGAGUUGUUACAAUUGACUUGAGAAGAUCUCAAAAUGCAAAUAUAUUGGCUAAUCAAAUACUCUACUUCUCGAAAAGUGGACCAAUCGAAAAAAUGACUCAAGUUGGAGCUGCUAUGGAGGAGCGCGGUGUGAAGGCGAAAACAGCAUUCAAUAGCUACGAAGCAUGGCGUUCGGAACUCCAAAGGUGCCAGCAGAAGACGGAUUCAACGUCUGUCUGGAAAAUUGUAGCACUUAACAAAGAAGGCUUCAACUAUGCGGCUCAGGGCUACCCUGUGUACGUAGUAGUGAGCAACUUCUUGGAUCGUGUGGACAUUGAACGACAACUACAACACUACAAACAAGGACGAUUUCCGAUUUGGGUGUGGUCUCGGGCGAACGGACACUCGGCGUUAUUCGUUUCGGCGGAUCACGAGAACAAUAUCGCGAUGCCGGCGAUUUUGGCGAAAAUGCAAGAAAGUAUCACCCGUUGCCAUCCGAAUAACGAGAAGCCGCAUGUUAUAAAAUUGGACGUCGAUUUUGUGUCGAAUGUUGGAAAAGCUUUUGAUAAUCUUCUAUCGCUUUGUGCAAUUGACUCCUACGAGCAAUACGUUACACUGCAAAACGGUUGGAAUACGAAACUCUCGAGAACCGGAUGGCUUCAUCUCGUCAAGCUGUGCCUUCAGACUACCUAUCAGACGAUUCAAUGGAUUGUUGAUAGAGAUCGAUCGGUUAUUUUACAGGAAGACGAAGGAUCAGAUAUGUCGAUUAUUGUGGCCAGCCUCACGCAAAUGUGCUGUGAUCCAUUUUACAGAACAACUACGGGUCUUCAACAACUCAUCGAAAAAAUGUGGAUUGCCCUUGGCCACCCAUUUGGUGAACGGCUACUCGGAAGAACCGACGAUGAUCCAUCGAGACGUGGAAAACCACAGAAUAAAAUGAGAACUGACGUCAUGCCGACGUGGUUGCUCUUCUUGGAUUGUGUUUCACAGCUACAUCGAAUAUAUACAUUUGAAUUCACAUUCUCUCCACACGUUCUCAUUGCACUAUGGGAUCUUUCAUUAACUGGAAUGGUUCCAUCAAUGGCUUGUAAUAAUCUGGAAGAGCAAUUACUCGCAAAAGUCGGCGGUGGACCAUUCCCAUUGGAUCGAUAUUUUGAGAAAAGCUACUCGAAAUUAUUUGGAAAUAUUUGGCACGACGCAGUGCUUUUUAUGGAAUCUAUUAAGAAAAAUCAACCAGUGUGUGCUCACUCGAAAUUCCUUCAAUGUGAAUUUAUUCGGCCACCGACGUCGUUUUGCGAUAUUCAACUGUGGUCCGAGUGCUAUCUUCGAUGGAUUCCUCCGGCAAACGGGAAAAAUUCGGGAAAACUCGGCGAAGAACUCUCGCUGGACGAGAAAAUGAUCGAAAUGGCCAAAAAAUGGAACAGUUCCGAGUGGAAAAUGCAUUUGGACCUACCGGAAGAGUAUUCAUCUGCAUAUCCUUACUCGAUUCCGGAGAUUUCCCGCCCAAUAAUGGAUUUAAAUGAUUUUGAUAUGAUCCGGCCGGAUGAUUUCGACGCAAUGUCCAUGAAUUCAUCCAUCAACUCAUAUUCGUUCGUUAAUACGCCAGUUCGUAACAACACGACAACAGAAUCAAUAUUCGAUCAUUCGACACUUGAGAAACGAAAUCGUCGAGCAGCUGCCACAAUUGGCUCCGAAUCGCCAGUUAUUCAAAUGAGACCAAAAGAGCAAAUUGUCGGAUAUUCGAAAUAUGCAUUUGAUGAUUCAUUAUCACCAAGACCACAUUCCCGAACUGUUGAGACGCCUAUUUUAAAGAAUUCCCCAUCGCCCUCCUACACCCCAUUUCACCCGACGCCCGUUCACCGGAGCAACACCGUCCGUGCCGACAAUCGCCCAAUUCCCCCGCCCCGGCCGCAGGGCCUAGGAACACUGACCCCAUCACGCCCCGAGAUAAGAGCUCAUCGAGAUGAUAUAGAGAGCCCUACUAUUCGGGUCACAAGAUUUUGAAGAAAAAGUUAUACUUUUAUUUUAAUUUCCGCUCAAAAUCGGAAUUUUCUAUAAAUAUGCCCCUUUAAAUUGAGCUACAGUAGUCACGUCGAAAAAUUUUCAAUUUUUUUGAAUUUUUUGAAUUUUUUCAUCCAGUUAUAAAAAAAAGCUUGCCCCUCAGCUCUACCCCAUUUUUCUUUCAUUUGUCACCUACUUCCUUCAUAUAUGCCCGGUUAAUUAUGUAUUUUUUGAUGCUUUUUUAGUCCCGCCACGGUUUUUUUCAUUUCGAAAAGUCGAUCGAUUAUCGAUUUUUUCGAAAAUUUGGAAAAUUUGGAGAAAAUCUAAAUAUUAUCGAUUUUAAGCUAAAAUUUUAAGAUUUUAUUUUUUCAAAUAAAAUUUUGGAAAUGUUUUUUUGAAAAAAAAAGUGCAAAAAACACUCAAGGGAAAAUUUUUAAAAAAUUGGAAAAAAUCUUGAAAGUUUGUCGAUUUUUCAGUGUGCAUUUUGGAGUUAUCGGUUUUCUUUCCGAAUUUUCAUCAAAUUUAUUUUUGAUCUACCAAAAAAUCUCUAAAACCCCGUGGCGGGAACCUACUUCACUUUUAUUCUGCAUAAUUAGACAAAAAUGUGAUUAUUUUCUCAUUUCAAAACUUGUUACAUAUUUUGUGUUGUGAUACAUAUGUCUAAAUUUUUACGGACUGAAAAAAUACUUUUU
Caenorhabditis elegans is the source of this 3142-nucleotide messenger RNA. It is a transcript of the gene mtm-10, whose product is annotated as Myotubularin phosphatase domain-containing protein. The transcript has 16 exons. Lineage: Eukaryota; Metazoa; Nematoda; Chromadorea; Rhabditida; Rhabditidae. Bases 42 to 2453 code for a protein of 803 amino acids. The record is from RefSeq and is marked reviewed.